GGGCAACCUUCGUGAGUUCCGCGGUGUAUAGCGGAGAGUAAAGGAGAGCUUUUGGACUUAGGGUUCAGUACCGCGCCUUUUAGAAACAGGAUGGCGGCUUCGGGCGAGGCGCGCCGGGUGCUGGUGUACGGCGGCAGGGGAGCUCUCGGUUCGCGCUGCGUACAGGCCUUCCGGGCUCGCAACUGGUGGGUCGCCAGCAUCGACGUGGUGGAGAAUGAAGAGGCUAGUGCCAGUGUCGUCGUUAAAAUGACAGACUCAUUUACGGAGCAGGCUGACCAGGUCACUGCUGAGGUUGGGAAACUCCUAGGUGACCAAAAGGUGGAUGCGAUUCUCUGCGUGGCUGGAGGAUGGGCCGGGGGCAAUGCCAAAUCCAAGUCACUCUUUAAAAACUGUGACCUGAUGUGGAAGCAGAGUAUGUGGACAUCGACCAUCUCCAGCCACUUGGCCACAAAGCAUCUGAAGGAGGGAGGCCUCUUGACCCUGGCUGGGGCCAAAGCUGCCUUGGAUGGGACUCCUGGGAUGAUCGGCUACGGCAUGGCCAAGGGUGCUGUCCAUCAGCUGUGCCAGAGCCUUGCAGGGAAGAACAGUGGCAUGCCACCCGGGGCUGCUGCCAUCGCCGUGCUCCCGGUUACCCUGGAUACCCCGAUGAACAGGAAAUCAAUGCCUGAGGCGGACUUCAGCUCCUGGACACCCUUAGAGUUCCUGGUUGAAACCUUCCAUGACUGGAUCACUGGGAACAAACGGCCAAGCUCAGGAAGCCUAAUCCAGGUGGUAACCACAGAAGGGAGGACAGAGCUUACUCCAGCGUACUUUUAAGCCUCAUCUCAGUGCCUGGGAGGGCCCCUCCCGAAACAUCACUAACCUGUCUGUCACCACAUCUGGCCCCAUGUUUUGUCUAUUCCUGUUUGUGGCACGAGAUAUCCAGUCCUGUUUGUCUCUUACAUAGCAUUCCUAUGCCGUCCUGGGAUGCUGUGGUGUGUUUAUGGGAUGUAAGCAGAGGCCUGUAGUAGCAACUAUCAGUGCUGAGGGCCCAGGGAGGUGUAUGAGCAGGU
Acomys russatus (golden spiny mouse) is the source of this 1052-nucleotide messenger RNA. It is a transcript of the gene Qdpr, whose product is annotated as quinoid dihydropteridine reductase. Bases 91 to 816 code for a protein of 241 amino acids. Gene Ontology annotation, biological process: L-phenylalanine catabolic process; tetrahydrobiopterin biosynthetic process. NCBI's taxonomy places the organism in Eukaryota, Metazoa, Chordata, Mammalia, Rodentia, Muridae. The transcript has 7 exons. The record is from RefSeq and is a predicted model, not a curated record. Gene Ontology annotation, cellular component: cytoplasm. Gene Ontology annotation, molecular function: NADPH binding; NADH binding; 6,7-dihydropteridine reductase activity.